Molecule: messenger RNA, 384 nt
Organism: Euleptes europaea (tarantolino)
Lineage: Eukaryota; Metazoa; Chordata; Lepidosauria; Squamata; Sphaerodactylidae
Gene: BLACAT1
Product: BLACAT1 overlapping LEMD1 locus
Exons: 2
Coding region: 283-384 (33 amino acids)
Source: RefSeq, a predicted model, not a curated record
AAUAAGGGGAACCGAGGCGAGGGAUGACAUGUGCAACCUAAUGCACUAGCGCUGCAGCUGGAGAGCUGAGCCAAUGGCUUCCCAGCCAGUCCAUCUUUCAGCAUUCAGAUCCUUAAGUUACAGCUUUUAGCUACCUCCUUGCUCAAAGAAAACAUGAUGAAGCUCACUGGGAGUGGAAAGGAAGACCCUGCUGACAGUUAGAUGACAUGGGCCCUGACUCUGGCAGGGAGACCAGCUGAGAGAUUUCCUUUGGAUGCUCCUGCCCCGUCCCUAUCCUAGGGGAUGCCCCAGUUCACCUUUGCUUGCUUCUGUGGGCUCCAUGGCUUCUGCAACAUGAAGAGGAAGAAGGAAGAGGCCAGUGCUGAGCAGGAGACAGCUGUUUGA